Molecule: messenger RNA, 963 nt
Organism: Clupea harengus (Atlantic herring)
Lineage: Eukaryota; Metazoa; Chordata; Actinopteri; Clupeiformes; Clupeidae
Product: major histocompatibility complex class I-related gene protein-like
Exons: 4
Coding region: 1-963 (320 amino acids)
Biological process (GO): immune response
Cellular component (GO): external side of plasma membrane
Source: RefSeq, a predicted model, not a curated record
AUGCAAGGGGUACUGCAGUUUGUGAAACUUCUGGUCAAGCUUCAAAUCAGUAAGACCUUAAAUUGCAAUCACCAGUACAACUUCUCCUACGACACAAUCUGGAGACUUCACAAUUCUGUGGGGAACCACUCUCUACAUUACAUCUACACCGCCCUCCUGCGAGUAGAUGGACUCCACUUCUAUGAGGUCACUGGCAUUGGGCUCCUGGAUGGCCAACCAGUAGACCUCUACAGCAGCAAGGACCAGACCUGGACCCCAAAAACCCCAUGGAUGAAAAGCAACAUGCCGUCUGAAUACUGGCAAAGAGGAAACCUCAGAAUGAAGAAGCUAAAUCACAUAGUGCUGGAAAUAAUGCAGGAUAACUGUGUCUACAAUGAGUCUGCUGUUUGUGUCCUCCAAUGGAGAGCGGGCUGUGAGGCGGAGAAGUUGGCAAAUGAUUCGCUUAUGUUCGUGAAGAAAAUUCAGGAGUAUCAUCUGAACGGGGAGCACGUCCAGGCCACUGAUGGCAGCAGGCAGUGGGCAGCACCAGUCCCACAUGCCCCUCCAUCUGAACAGAUGCUGAAAGGGGCCAGAAACAUCAGCGAUCACCUCAGUGACUUCCUGCUGAAGGAGUGUGUGGAUCGGAUGAGAAAAUUCAUCAUUUACAACAUUCCAUCUAUUCCAGCCGCUCCAGUGGUGACUGUAUUUCCACCACAGAAGAAGAGUCGGUUCUGCUUCCUUCUCACCUGCAUGGCUACAGGUUUCUACCCCAGAGACAUACGGAUGAGCCUCCGGAGGAACAGGAUCACGGUUCCGGAUGAAGAUGGGGUCACGUCCACAGGCACCAGGCCCAACGGUGACGGAACCUUCCAGAUGAGAAAGAGUCUGGAGAUACUGGAGUGCCAGGUUCCCUACGACGUGCUCUAUGAAUGUGUGGUGGAGCACACAUCUACGGUGACCCUGCAGAUCAUAAAGCUGGGUUAA